Megalopta genalis is the source of this 4546-nucleotide messenger RNA. It is a transcript of the gene Su(dx), whose product is annotated as Suppressor of deltex. Gene Ontology annotation, biological process: proteasome-mediated ubiquitin-dependent protein catabolic process; protein ubiquitination. Gene Ontology annotation, cellular component: cytoplasm. The record is from RefSeq and is a predicted model, not a curated record. Gene Ontology annotation, molecular function: ubiquitin protein ligase activity; protein binding. NCBI's taxonomy places the organism in Eukaryota, Metazoa, Arthropoda, Insecta, Hymenoptera, Halictidae.
AAACGCCUAGGAACUUUUAUGAGAGGUUAGAACCCUUAGAGCAUACUCUAAGUUAGAACUUUUUAAUAGAACGAAAUUUUUCUGAAAUAAUUGCUCUUUGCUUGCCGAUUGUUGUUCUGUUAAUCCGAAUUAAUUACUUCGGAUUACAAUAACGGGCUUGAAAAUUUUUUGAAAAGUAGAAGUAAGCAAUUAAAAGUAAUUACAGAACAACAAUCACACACACAGUAAUUAAAGAGCGGUGAUCUGACAUUUUGUACAGCAUGUUUUAUGCAUUUCAAAAACUUCGUCUUAUUGUAAGUCUCCAGCCUUUCAUGAAAGUCCCUAGUCGCGUUAAAGAAAUUUUGCAAUUACAGAUCAAUAAUGGGCAAUUAAAGAGCUAUUUUUUAACUAUGUUUCAUUAUUACGGUGAGCCAGCUUUACACGGUUCUGAAACCGCACUGGACUUAGCAACACUGGUGAGACGCCCUAUAUAUGCAGACAUACAGUAAUACCAUAGGGUUUGCACGAUUUUUCUACCUCCCCUAGAUUCGCAAACAUCCCCUCCAUUGCAUCCCCUCCUUAGCAUUGAAUCGUCAGCCAAUUAGAGCAAAGCAAUUUCUACCCCUAUUCUUGCUAAUGGAGCGCACGGUGGCUGGAAAGUCUUGAAAACUUGAAGUAUGUAUUACUUACUGUGCAUGGAGUAUGUACAUACAAGAGAAUAGCCAUGUCCGCGUAACGCUAUCAUCUACGCCACGGAACAUUGUCACAUAGAUAGGAAUGUCGUCUUUCGAAGCGUCUUCUAAGAGACAGAAGUGGGAUGAACUAGAAUAUAUUGUGUUCAGAGGUGUAUGUAUCUAGUUUGCCUAGUGAUUUGCAUAUUACGAGAUUUCUACCUUUGACGUAUGAAAAGAUGGUGACCUACUGAUAAAGAAGUUUUGCGAAAACGAAUAUCGUAGUGGUCGAAGAAUUUUUUCAAGUAAAAAUAUUGAUAGUGUAAAGAACAGGCAAUGUAUCGGAGUUGGACACACUUGAAACAAUCUAUUUCAGUUAUACGCGUAAACAAAUUAUGAAUUCACAUAAAUUAUUUUACUAAAUUUUCACAAUGUCCCAUUGUGAAGAAGAAGUGGCAUCAUCUGGUUUCCACCAAUUAAGUAUUACAAUUGAGAGUGCUAUAUUAAAAAGUUCAACAUUCUUGAAACCAAAUCCAUAUAUAGAAUUUUCCGUUGAUGAUAAGAGUCCUAGGAAAACAGAAGUUUCAAAAUCCACAUAUCAACCGAAAUGGAACGAAGAAUUUACGAUACUUGUAACACCAUAUUCUCAAUUACAUUUUCGUCUCUUAGAUCAUAGCACAUUUCGUAAAGAUACAUUAAUAGGAGAGAAAAAAAUAAAUCUUUCUGAAGUACUAUCUCACUACAAUGGGAAAUUGGAAAAUAUGGAAGUAACCUUUGCUUUAAUGAGUGAAAAUAAACAUGAUUCUCAAUUGUGCAAAGUUGGAGAACUAAUUACAUUUUUUGACGGGUUAAGAAUUAAUAUGCCAAAUAUAUCGUCAUUAAGUAUUAAUGAAUCACCAUGUCAAACACAAUGCACACCUCCUGAUGGUGUUAUAAAUAAUGAUACUGCUAGUAACCGCAGCAUUCUUAAUGGAGGUGUCCGUGCUCGCAUGAGAUUACAAGGAGCUGAAAAUGUACCAUCCUCUGCUUUUCGUGGAUUAACAAAUACUUAUCACAAUAUUAAUUAUAAUACCGGAAAUGAUCAAACCAGUGUUGAUAAAAAUAGUGAACAGGUUGAAUCUGUAGCAUCUAAUUCUUUAUCAAAUGGACAUGUAAUAUCACCCAUGGACAAAUCUGUUGUUUCUCUAUCUGGAUGUCAUACAAUGUCUUUGUUAGAAGGACGUCAACUAUCUCGAACAGAUCAUGCAGCUACACCUGGAACAGCAGAUGGCAGGAGUGGUAUGUGUACUAAAACAAUUGUAGCAAAAGACUUUCUAAGAAAUUUUGUCUCUGGAGCUUAUGAUAUUUUUCAAGGAGAACAAUCAACACUAUCUGGAGCAGUUGGAAUAUGCAGAUCAGAUCAAUUAGGAUCAACUAAUGCAGACAUACGGUCACAUAAUAGAACAGAUCAACCUGCAUCUAGUGGACGUAACUCUAGAACAGAACAGUUAUUGACUACUCCUUUAUCAGAUAGUUUUGGAAAUAUAAGAUCUGAUCAACUUCCUACUCCCACAGUAGAUGGAUUUGUAGUUUCUAGAGCAGAUCAACCUGCAACAUCUACUGCAACAGAUAAUCAAGGAAUUUCUCAAACGGAUCAAUCUGGAGUAUUUACAUUACCAGAAGGAUCUUCUACAUCUCAUUCAGAACAGUCUUCAGGAUUGCAUGUGGCAGAUAGUCGUAGAAUGACACGUACAGACCAGUCUGCAUUAGUACCAGUUGCAGAAAGACGCAGAGUUGUACGACCCAAACAGUCAACAACAUCCGCGUCAACUACUCCUUCGAAUCCUUUAGUGGUGCAGCGUGUAGCUUCGUUAACAGGACAAACUGCUGUGUCACGUGGUCAGAUAGCUGAACCAACAGUUCAGCCUGAAGAAACUUCACCCCCUGGUUGGGAAAUGAGAUAUGACAUAUAUGGAAGAAGAUAUUAUGUUGACCAUAAUACACGAAGCACUUCAUGGGAAAGACCACAGCCUUUGCCAUUAGGAUGGGAAGUGCGUAGAGAUCCAAGAGGCAGAAUAUAUUAUGUGGAUCAUAAUACUAGAAGUACAACAUGGCAGAGACCGAAUACUGAAAGAUUACAGCAUUUCCAACAUUGGCAAGGUGAGAGGCAACAUGUGGUUCAACAAGGUAAUCAGCGGUUUCUUUAUCCUCAAGCACAUGGAAAUCAAGCAGCUGUGGCAGGUCCUUCAAUGUUUACGGUUGAUGAUGAUGAUGCUCUGGGACCAUUACCUGCAGGAUGGGAAAGACGUAAACAACCAGAAGGAAGAGUUUAUUAUGUGAACCAUAAAAAUCGUACUACACAGUGGGAAGAUCCUAGAACUCAAGGCCAAGAAACAGGAAUUGAUGAACCACCAUUACCAGAUGGUUGGGAAAUACGUUUAACCGAAGAUGGAGUUCGAUAUUUUGUAGAUCAUAAUACAAGAACAACUACAUUCCAAGAUCCAAGACCUGGUGCACCAAAAGGUGGUAAAGGUAUUUACCGUGUGCCAAGAGCAUACGAAAGAUCGUUUAGAUGGAAGUUAUCACAAUUCCGUUUCUUGUGUCAAACGAAUGCUGUGGCAAAUCACAUUAAAAUUAACGUUAAUCGACAAACGUUGUUUGAAGAUUCUUAUCAUCAAAUAAUGAAUGCGGAAGCUUUUGUAUUGAGACGCAGAUUAUAUAUAAUAUUUAAAGGAGAGGAAGGACUGGACUAUGGAGGUGUAUCCAGAGAAUGGUUUUUCUUAUUAAGCCAUGAAGUGUUAAAUCCAAUGUACUGUCUAUUCGAAUAUGCCAAUAAAAGUAAUUACAGCUUGCAAAUUAAUCCAGCAUCUUAUGUCAAUCCUGAUCAUUUGCAGUACUUUAAAUUUAUUGGAAGGUUCAUAGCAAUGGCACUUUAUCAUGGACGAUUUAUUUAUAGUGGUUUCACUAUGCCAUUUUAUAAACGUAUGUUAAACAAAAAAUUAGUAAUGAAAGAUAUAGAAUCUAUUGACCCAGAAUUCUAUAAAUCUCUUGUGUGGAUAAAAGAAAAUAACAUUGACGAAUGUGGUCUAGAAUUGUAUUAUAGUGUUGACUUCGAAAUUCUCGGCCAAGUCAUACAUCAUGAAUUGAAAGAAGGAGGUGAUAAAAUUAGGGUUGUUGAAGAAAAUAAGGAAGAAUAUAUCAGGUUAAUGACUGAGUGGAGAAUGACAAGGGGUAUAGAGGACCAAACUAAAGCUUUCUUGGAAGGAUUUAACUCAGUUGUACCAUUGGAAUGGUUGAAGUAUUUUGAUGAACGAGAAUUGGAACUUAUGCUCUGCGGAAUGCAAGAAAUAGAUGUAGAAGAUUGGCAACGUAACACAAUUUACAGACAUUACACACGUAAUAGUAAACAAAUUUUAUGGUUUUGGCAGUUUGUAACAAGAACGGACAGUGAAAAGCGAGCUCGACUUUUGCAAUUUGUAACAGGUACUUGCCGAGUACCUGUUGGUGGUUUUGCAGAAUUAAUGGGGAGCAACGGACCUCAAAGAUUUUGCAUAGAAAAAGUAGGAAAAGAAACAUGGUUACCGAGAUCGCAUACGUGCUUCAAUAGAUUAGAUCUACCACCAUACAAGAGCUACGAACAGCUAGUAGAAAAGUUAAAUUAUGCGAUUGAAGAAACAGAAGGUUUUGGUCAAGAAUAAUUGCAGACAUGCUUUAUUAAAUGUAAUACUGAAUUAUCUACAGAACCAUCAAAACAAAUCUAGUAUAAUGAUGCAAGAUUAUAAUGUUUUUUGGUUCACUUUAUUUUCAGUAAUAAUACAUACUUUUUAGGUAAUAUGAACAUAGAGUCUAUAAAUAUGAUAAGUGAAAUAUGUUGGGAACAUUAUUAAUUUUAUAUAAAAUUCUUUCGAUAAUUUUAA